AGCUCUAUUUAGACCUGUGUAUGGGGUCAGCCAAUUGAACCAUAAGCAGCCACUAAUUGCUCCUUAAGGAAAAAUAUUCAAUGAUCCAAGUCGAUCGCCUCGGCAAACCUGGUCUAUCGGGCAAUUUUUGUGGAGUAAUCUGGCCACAUUGGAUAUCCAAAGUCUGGCCAACCUGCUCACGUGUUUAUAUUUUGAUGGUUUGACUGUCUGUGGCCGACUUUGAAAGAAGCGGGCGCCACUCCUCCUCCUCCUCCUCCUCGGUUUUACCCGUUAAUCCCCCUCGUCCAGAAUGGCCGCCAAUGUGAACACUAACAACCCCUCGACCCUUCUGCCCUUGGAAUUGGUGGACAAGGCUAUUGGGUCUCGCAUUCACAUCAUCAUGAAGAACGAUAAAGAGAUCGUGGGUACUCUUUUGGGAUUCGAUGACUUUGUCAACAUGGUCUUGGAGGAUGUGACCGAGUUUGAGUCCACGCCUGAGGGACGACGCGUUACCAAAUUGGAUCAGAUUCUGCUCAAUGGCAAUCACAUCACCAUGCUUGUACCUGGUGGCGAAGGACCGGAGUCAUAAAACGGAAUGUGUGAGAAUUAUAAGCAAAUGUACAUGUUGAAAAAAAAAAAGUACAGUAAAACAUCAAA
Messenger RNA from Tigriopus californicus, 636 nucleotides. RefSeq names its product U6 snRNA-associated Sm-like protein LSm5. The transcript has 3 exons. Gene Ontology annotation, biological process: mRNA splicing, via spliceosome. The record is from RefSeq and is a predicted model, not a curated record. NCBI's taxonomy places the organism in Eukaryota, Metazoa, Arthropoda, Copepoda, Harpacticoida, Harpacticidae. Gene Ontology annotation, molecular function: RNA binding. The coding region runs from base 290 to 568 and encodes 92 amino acids. Gene Ontology annotation, cellular component: U6 snRNP; Lsm1-7-Pat1 complex; U4/U6 x U5 tri-snRNP complex.